AUGAAAUGGAUAUUACGUCCUAAACAAAGUGAAGAGUAUUGUAAUGGGGUGAAGAAAUUUGUUUUGAAUGCAUUGUCUAAUUUCGCUGUUGGUAAUGAAAUACAAUGCCCUUGCAAGGACUGUAGUAAUCGUUUUUGGUACUCUAUGGAUGAUGUGUAUGAUCACCUAGUAUGCAAGGGCCCCUGUUCAUCCUUGGUUGAUUGGGUAUAUGAAAUUUCGACCCCUAAGUACCGAAAGAAAACUGAUCAGAUGGAGACGGACUGUGAUGGGGGGUUUGGGUUAGGAAAUGACUUUGAUGAGAUGAUGCAUAAUACGUAUAAAUAUACUUCUGAUUCUGUAGGUAGAAAGGGGAUUAAUGAGUAUGCAAGUAAAUUUUAUCGGCAUGUCGAAGAUGGGAAACAGCCUUUGUAUCCUGGCUCGAAAAAAUUUACUCGUUUAGGCUUUAUAGUAAAGCUUUACCAGCUGAAGUGCAUUCAUGGAUUUUCCGAGUCCUCCUUUAGUGCUAUACUAGAGUUAAUUAAGGAAGCCUUUCCUGAUGUUAAUCUCCCUCCAUCCUUUAACGCUGCGAAGAAUAUAAUCAAAGAGUUAGGUCUUGAUUACCAAAAAAUUCACGCAUGUCCGAACGAUUGUAUGUUGUAUUGGGGUGAAAAUAUAAAUGAAACUAAAUGUAAAGUAUGUGGUGUGUCAAGAUGGAAAAAUGUGGAUAAUGAGAUCAGGGAUAUUGAUAGUGGCCUUCCGGAAAAGAAGUAUAAUGUCCCUGAAAAAGUUAUGCGAUACUUCCCAUUGAAACCAAGGCUGCAACGCGUAUUCAUGUGUAAGGAAUAUGCUGAACUCAUGACAUGGCAUGAAGUAGGACGAAUCAAAGACGGGAAGUUAAGGCAUCCAGCCGAUGCCGAGGCUUGGAAGUCACUGGAUGUUAGAUAUCCAAAUUUUGCCGCUGAAAAUCGAAAUGUUAGGUUAGGAUUAGCGGCAGAUGGCUUCAAUCCUUACCGAACAAUGGGUUUAAAUCACAGCACUUGGCCAGUGGUUCUGGUUAAUUAUAAUCUUCCCCCUUGGUUGAUUAUGAAACCAGAAAAUAUAAUUCUUUCAACUAUAAUCCCCGGACCUGUGCAGCCUGGUAAUGAAAUAGAUAUUUAUAUGCAACCACUUAUUGCCGAAUUAAAAGAAUUGUGGGAUGUAGGCAUAGAGACGUAUGAUUCCUUCUCUGACAGAACAUUCACAUUACAUGCGAGCCUACUAUGGACCAUAAGUGAUUUUCCGGGGUAUGCGGUUUUAUCAGGUUAUAGCACAAAGGGUAAGUUAGCUUGUCCAAAUUGUCAUUACUACACCUCGUCAACCUACUUGAAACAUAGUCGAAAAGUCUGUUAUAUGAAUCACAGAAAAUUUCUUCCACCUGACCACAAGCUUAGAUUUGAUAAGAGAAGAUUUAAUGGUCUGGUGGAGACAGACCUUUGUCCACCACCAUUAUCUGGAGUAGAAAUUUCAGAACUCUUGCGUGGCUAUAAGAAUAAUUUCGGGAGGCAAAUGAAAAAAAAGAAGCCUUCAGAUUGCCCUUGGAAAAAAAGGUCCAUUUUCUUUGAAUUACCUUAUUGGACUGGUCAUUUAAUUAGGCACAAUUUAGAUGUCAUGCACAUUGAGAAGAAUGUGUGUGAUAAAAUAUUAGGGACUUUGCUGAAUAUUAGUGGCAAGAGUAAAGAUCAUCUGAACGCUCGUUUUGAUUUGCAAGAUAUGGGCAUCCGUAAGGUUCUUCAUCCUGUACUAUCUGCUGAUAAAAAGCACUAUGAAAUCAGCGCGGCUACUUUUGACAUGACAAAAAAAGAAAAAGAAAAUUUUUGCUCAGUGUUGUUAAAUGCUAGACUGCCUUAUGGAUGCGCAUCUAAUAUCAGCCGCUGCGUGCUAAUGAGUGAGAGGAAAGUGUAUGGAUACAAAAGCCACGAUGCACAUUUCAUUCUUCAAUACUUGCUACAAUUUUCUGUGAUUAAAACCUUGGAUCCAGAGGUGGCAAUACCUUUGAUCAGGUUGGGGUCAUUUUUUAGGGGCAUAUGUGGCAAAGUCAUCGAUUUGGAGGAUAUUCCGAAGUUGCAAGAAGAAAUCAUAGAAAUACUCUGCCAAUGUGAAAUAAUCUUUCCACCGGCUUUCUUUGACAUUAUGAUGCACCUACCUAUUCACUUAUGUAAAGAGGUGGAAUUAGGAGGACCGGUGCAUCUUAGAUGGAUGUUUGGUAUUGAAUGA
Molecule: messenger RNA, 2232 nt
Organism: Daucus carota subsp. sativus
Lineage: Eukaryota; Viridiplantae; Streptophyta; Magnoliopsida; Apiales; Apiaceae
Exons: 1
Coding region: 1-2232 (743 amino acids)
Source: RefSeq, a predicted model, not a curated record